CAGGAGCCAGCUCUUCUGAGUGGCUCCCAGCCUCUGCUUGAAUACCACAAGUGACAGAGAGCUCAUUUCUAUCUUUUGACACUUUCAAUCAUUAGAAAGUUUCUUCUUACACUGAGGCAGAGGGAUGGAGGCCCUGACCCUCCACUACUCACCUCAUGACCUCAGUCUACCAUGAGCCUCUCCUCCUCACCUGCCUCACCCUGCCCCUUCCAGCCAUCCCAACGAUGACAAGGACAGUGGCUUCUUUCCCCGAAACCCAUCGAGCUCCAGCAUGAACUCGGUUCUGGGGAAUCAUCACCCAACCCCCAGCCAUGGUCCUGAUGGGGCAGUGCCUACCAUGGCUGAUGACCUGGGGGAGCCAGCCCCACUCUGGCCACAUGACCCUGACGCCAAGGAGAAGCCCCUCCACAUGCCUGGGGGAGAUGGUCACCGGGGGAAAAGCCUGAAGCUGCUGGAGAAGAUCCCUGAAGAUGCUGAGGCCACCGUUGUGCUUGUGGGUUGUGUGCCUUUCUUGGAGCAGCCUGCAGCAGCCUUUGUGCGGCUGAAUGAGGCUGUACUCCUGGAGUCUGUGCUUGAGGUCCCUGUCCCGGUCCGCUUCCUCUUCGUGAUGCUGGGGCCCAGCCACACCAGCACUGACUAUCACGAGCUUGGGCGCUCCAUUGCCACCCUUAUGUCUGACAAGCUGUUUCAUGAGGCUGCCUACCAGGCAGACGACCGGCAAGACCUCCUGAGCGCCAUCAGCGAGUUCCUGGAUGGCAGCAUUGUGAUCCCCCCGUCCGAGGUGGAGGGCCGCGACCUGCUACGCUCCGUGGCUGCCUUCCAGCGAGAGCUGCUUAGGAAGCGGCGGGAGCGUGAACAGACCAAAGUUGAGAUGACCACACGGGGUGGCUACACGGCCCCUGGGAAAGAACUGUCUUUGGAGUUGGGGGGCUCCGAGGCGACCCCUGAAGAUGACCCCUUGCUGCGGACGGGCUCGGUAUUUGGGGGGCUCGUGCGGGAUGUGAGGCGCCGGUACCCGCACUACCCCAGUGACCUGCGAGAUGCGCUGCACUCCCAGUGUGUGGCCGCUGUGCUCUUCAUCUACUUCGCAGCCCUCAGCCCUGCUAUCACCUUCGGGGGGCUGCUGGGAGAGAAGACCGAGGGACUGAUGGGUGUGUCUGAGCUGAUCGUGUCCACCGCUGUGCUCGGCGUCCUCUUCUCUCUGCUGGGGGCUCAGCCCCUGCUCGUGGUUGGCUUCUCUGGGCCGCUGCUUGUGUUUGAGGAAGCCUUCUUCAAGUUCUGCCGAGCCCAGGACCUGGAGUACCUCACUGGCCGGGUGUGGGUUGGCCUCUGGCUGGUGGUCUUCGUCCUUGCCCUAGUGGCCGCUGAAGGCAGCUUCCUGGUCCGCUACAUCUCGCCUUUCACCCAGGAGAUCUUUGCCUUCCUCAUCUCACUCAUUUUCAUCUACGAGACCUUCUACAAGCUCUACAAGGUGGAGGUCCAGAGAGGUCUUAGGGGUGGCAGAGAUGGGGGUGGACGUUGCCCUGGGGAGGACAGCAUGGGAGGGGGAGGGUCCUGGCCUUCUCAUUGCCCCCAGCUGUUUCAUGAGGCUGCCUACCAGGCAGACGACCGGCAAGACCUCCUGAGCGCCAUCAGCGAGUUCCUGGAUGGCAGCAUUGUGAUCCCCCCGUCCGAGGUGGAGGGCCGCGACCUGCUACGCUCCGUGGCUGCCUUCCAGCGAGAGCUGCUUAGGAAGCGGCGGGAGCGUGAACAGACCAAAGUUGAGAUGACCACACGGGGUGGCUACACGGCCCCUGGGAAAGAACUGUCUUUGGAGUUGGGGGGCUCCGAGGCGACCCCUGAAGAUGACCCCUUGCUGCGGACGGGCUCGGUAUUUGGGGGGCUCGUGCGGGAUGUGAGGCGCCGGUACCCGCACUACCCCAGUGACCUGCGAGAUGCGCUGCACUCCCAGUGUGUGGCCGCUGUGCUCUUCAUCUACUUCGCAGCCCUCAGCCCUGCUAUCACCUUCGGGGGGCUGCUGGGAGAGAAGACCGAGGGACUGAUGGGUGUGUCUGAGCUGAUCGUGUCCACCGCUGUGCUCGGCGUCCUCUUCUCUCUGCUGGGGGCUCAGCCCCUGCUCGUGGUUGGCUUCUCUGGGCCGCUGCUUGUGUUUGAGGAAGCCUUCUUCAAGUUCUGCCGAGCCCAGGACCUGGAGUACCUCACUGGCCGGGUGUGGGUUGGCCUCUGGCUGGUGGUCUUCGUCCUUGCCCUAGUGGCCGCUGAAGGCAGCUUCCUGGUCCGCUACAUCUCGCCUUUCACCCAGGAGAUCUUUGCCUUCCUCAUCUCACUCAUUUUCAUCUACGAGACCUUCUACAAGCUCUACAAGGUGUUCACAGAGCACCCACUGCUGCCAUUCUACCCCCCUGAGGGGGCCCUGGAGGGGUCCCUGGAUGCUGGUCUGGAGCCGAAUGGCAGUGCCCUGCCCCCCACCGAGGGCCCACCCAGCCCGAGGAACCAGCCCAAUACGGCACUGCUGUCACUCAUCCUCAUGCUCGGGACCUUCUUCAUCGCCUUCUUCCUGCGCAAGUUCAGGAACAGCCGCUUCCUGGGGGGCAAGGCUCGCCGCAUCAUCGGGGACUUUGGCAUCCCUAUCUCCAUCCUGGUGAUGGUCCUGGUGGAUUACUCCAUCACAGACACCUACACGCAGAAGCUGACUGUGCCCACAGGGCUCUCAGUGACCUCUCCUGAUAAGCGCUCAUGGUUCAUCCCACCCCUGGGCAGUGCCCGUCCUUUCCCGCCCUGGAUGAUGGUGGCAGCCGCUGUCCCCGCCCUCCUCGUCCUCAUCCUGAUCUUCAUGGAGACACAGAUCACGGCGCUUAUUGUCAGCCAGAAGGCUCGGAGGCUGCUCAAGGGCUCUGGUUUCCACCUGGACCUGCUCCUCAUUGGCUCCCUUGGGGGGCUUUGUGGGCUGUUUGGGUUGCCCUGGCUCACAGCUGCCACGGUCCGCUCUGUCACCCACGUCAAUGCGUUGACAGUGAUGCGUACUGCCAUCGCGCCUGGUGACAAGCCCCAGAUCCAGGAGGUGCGGGAGCAGCGGGUCACUGGUGUGCUCAUCGCCAGCCUCGUGGGCUUGUCCAUCGUCAUGGGGGCUGUGCUGCGUCGGAUCCCAUUGGCUGUGCUCUUUGGGAUCUUCCUGUACAUGGGGGUCACGUCCCUGUCUGGUAUCCAGCUGUCCCAGCGUCUGUUGCUCAUCCUCAUGCCAGCAAAGCACCAUCCUGAGCAGCCCUAUGUGACCAAGGUGAAGACGUGGCGGAUGCACCUGUUCACCUGCAUCCAGCUGGGCUGCAUCGCACUGCUGUGGGUGGUCAAGUCCACGGCGGCCUCACUCGCCUUUCCCUUCCUGCUGCUGCUCACGGUGCCUCUGAGGCAUUGCCUUCUGCCCCGGCUCUUCCAGGACAGGGAGCUGCAGGCGCUGGACUCGGAAGAUGCUGAACCAAACUUCGAUGAGGAUGGCCAGGAUGAGUACAAUGAGCUGCACAUGCCAGUGUGACCCUGGAAGACAGUGUCCCUCAGAGACCCCAAGACCUUAGGGAUUGACAUCUGGGCCUCAGGUAGAGCCCAGCCCCGGGCCGGGGGGCUCCUCAGGACCCAGAGAUGUGCCUGGAACCACUCCUGAUGCCAUGGCUAGAGUGGCCCCCAUGACUUCUGCCUGGGGCGUUGACCUCGCCUCACCUUUCACAGACCAGACCGGCACAGGCUUUGAGCUCAUUAUAACCACACUCCUUGUCUCGUGUCUGCCUCA
Cercocebus atys (sooty mangabey) is the source of this 3781-nucleotide messenger RNA. RefSeq names its product anion exchange protein 3-like. Gene Ontology annotation, molecular function: solute:inorganic anion antiporter activity; monoatomic anion transmembrane transporter activity. The record is from RefSeq and is a predicted model, not a curated record. The transcript is spliced from 18 exons. Gene Ontology annotation, cellular component: plasma membrane. The coding region runs from base 272 to 3529 and encodes 1085 amino acids. NCBI's taxonomy places the organism in Eukaryota, Metazoa, Chordata, Mammalia, Primates, Cercopithecidae. Gene Ontology annotation, biological process: transmembrane transport; monoatomic anion transport; regulation of intracellular pH.